Messenger RNA from Lachnellula hyalina, 921 nucleotides. It is a transcript of the gene paaF, whose product is annotated as 2,3-dehydroadipyl-CoA hydratase. The record is from RefSeq and is a predicted model, not a curated record. Bases 1 to 921 code for a protein of 306 amino acids. The transcript is spliced from 2 exons. NCBI's taxonomy places the organism in Eukaryota, Fungi, Ascomycota, Leotiomycetes, Helotiales, Lachnaceae.
AUGUCCUCUCCCCCACCAUCCUACACAACCCUCACCCUCCCCGACAUAUGCCUCUCCCAUAUCCCCGCCUCCUCUCCCACACCUACGCCCGUUAUCCUCAUAACCCUCUACCGCCCCACCUCCCACAACGCCUUCACAGACGCCAUGGCCGCGUCCCUCGUCAGCGCCCUGGACCUGCUCUCCCACGACCCCCGCGUAAAAGCCAUCGUAGUAACUGGGCAUGGCCGCAUCUUCUGCGCUGGCGCUGAUCUAGGCGUAGGCCUUGCAUAUAAACAAGACACGGCGCGCACGCAUCGCGAUGGCGGCGGCAUGGUAGCGUUGGCUGUACACAGGUGUUUGAAACCGGUCAUCGCGGCUGUAAAUGGGAGUGCGGUGGGUGUGGGCGUUACGAUGACGUUGCCAAUGAAUAUUAGGGUUGUGAGCGAGAAGGCGAAGAUUGGGUUUGUGUUUGCGAGGAGGGGGAUUGUUAUGGAGGCUGCGAGUUCGUAUUUUCUGCCCAGGCUGAUUGGGCUUAGCAAAGCGAUGCAUCUUAUUACCGCAGGCAGCGUAUAUCCAGCCACUCAUCCUCUGCUCCGCGAACUCUUUACGGAAAUCGUGCCGGAAGAUCAAGUUCUCCCCAGAGCGUUGGAACUUGCACAGGAUAUAGCGCGGAAUACUAGUGUGGUUAGUACGCAUCUGAUGAAGGAUUUGAUGUGGAGGAAUCCUGGGACUGCGGAGGGCACGCAUUUGCUUGAUUCCAAGAUACUUCUGGAGCUGUUUGAUGGGAGGGAUAAGUUGGAGGGAAUAGAGAGCUUUUUGCAGAAGAGGAGUCCGGAGUUUAAGGGGAAUAUGUUGGAAAAUGCACCAAGUGUUUGGCCUUGGUGGGAACCGAUUGAUAUUAAAGCUCCUGUUUCUGCUGCGGAUGUCAAGUCGAAGCUUUGA